Nerophis ophidion (straightnose pipefish) is the source of this 2738-nucleotide messenger RNA. RefSeq names its product SEC14-like protein 1. Lineage: Eukaryota; Metazoa; Chordata; Actinopteri; Syngnathiformes; Syngnathidae. Gene Ontology annotation, biological process: negative regulation of RIG-I signaling pathway. The record is from RefSeq and is a predicted model, not a curated record. Gene Ontology annotation, molecular function: RIG-I binding. Gene Ontology annotation, cellular component: cytoplasm; cytosol. The transcript is spliced from 18 exons. Bases 477 to 2564 code for a protein of 695 amino acids.
CUUUUAGGCCAGAGACUGUUUUAAAAACGUAAUUAAACGCCCUAUUUUUUAAGAUUAGUAUCUUUGACUUUGCUUAAAGUAGUUGAACUGUGAUUAACAGGGAGCCAAUUUGGUGGAUUAAUCAAACCGGAAAUGGCGAAUUCCUAUCUAUAGUGUAGUUUUACUUGAUGUUAUUAUUUCAUGUUAUUUCAUGUUAUUAUUUCAUGUUAUUUCUCUUCAUGUUGAAACGUUUGAACGGAAGUUUUUCUUCAAUGUUGGACUCGAGCGGUGUGCUUUCCUGUUGACUUGAACGAGGCAGAGUUCACGUUCACCUGACUGAAACUGCGUGUGUGUUUGUGUGUGCAUGUGUGUAUAUCAAGUGACCACACGAUGAGGCAAGCAAAUACACUUUUCUCUGCAAACUGACAGUGUGCACAACAUUCCAAUGGAUUACUAACUCCUGACACAUCUUUAACUGGACUGAUUCUGCUGCAACCAUGGUGCAGGAAUUCCAGAGUCCUAUUCGGGUCUACAAGCAUCCAUUUGAGUUGAUAAUGGCGGCUUACGAGAAGCGGUUCCCAACAUGUCCCAUGGUCCCAGUGUUUGUGGACAGUGAGGUCCUCAGUGAGAGCCAAAGUCACGACGGAGCCACUCGGGUGACUGAACGACGCUGCACGAUCGACAUAGAUGCACCACGACUCCUCAAACGGAUUGCGGGUGUGGACUACUUGUAUUUCAUCCAAAAGAACACCUUGAACCGCAGAGAUCGGACGCUCCAAAUUGAAAUCCACAACGAAACCUUUUCCAACAGGGUCAUUGCCCGCGAACGCUGCAAAUACACGGUUCAUCCCGAGAGAGAAGACUGGACCUGCUUUGAACAGACCGCCAGUCUGGAUGUCACCUCCUUUUUUGGUUUUGAAAACAUGGCAGAGAAGAUAGCGAUGAAACAAUAUUCUAGUAGCAUAGAGAAGGGGAAAGAAAUCAUCCAGUUCCACCUGACAGAGCUGGCGAAAGAGGGGAUAACUCAUCUGCCUCGGUGGGGUUCGCCCGCCUCUACGCAAACCGCGGCUGAAAAACAUCCCAGAGACUCACUCAGUGAUGAGGACCGCCCAAAAGUGACUCCCUCUCCUGAUGACAAAUUGGAUGCUGACUACAUCAGACGUUACCUUGGUGAUUUAAUGCCUCUGCAGGAAAGCUGUCUCAUUCGACUGCGGCAGUGGCUCCAGGAAACCCACAAGGGCAAGAUUCCAAAGGAUCAACAUGUGCUGCGCUUUCUGGCUGCCAACGACUUCAACUUAGACAAAGCUCGCGAGCUCCUGUGCCAAUCUCUCACCUGGAGGAAGCAGCACCAGGUGGACUUCCUCUUGGACUCCUGGCAACGCCCUCAGCUUCUCCAGGACUACUACAGUGGAGACUGGCACCACCAUGACAAAGAUGGUCGGCCGCUUUACGUCCUGCGUUUGGGUCAGAUGGACACAAAAGGUUUGAUGCGAGCCUUGACAGAGGAGGUGCUGCUGAGACAGGUGGUCGCCAUCAACGAGGAGGGACUGAGGCGCUGUGAGGAAAACACUGCGGCCUUCGGUCGACCAAUCAGUUCCUGGACCUGCUUGGUGGACCUGGAGGGUCUCAACAUGCGUCACCUGUGGAGACCCGGACUGAAGGCUCUGCUGAGAAUCAUCGAAGCAGUGGAGGCCAACUACCCGGAGACUCUAGGCCGCUUGCUCAUGCUGAGGGCACCUAGAGUUUUUCCUGUGCUCUGGACACUGGUCAGCCCUCUUAUCAACGAAAACACUCGUAAGAAGUUCCUCGUCUACGCUGCCAACGACUACUGGGGACCAGGAGGUUUGGUGGAUUAUGUCGACCGGAAGUUCAUCCCGGACUUCUUGGGGGGUGACUGUGUGUGUGACAUCCCUGAGGGAGGCACGGUGCCCAAGUCUCUGUACAGGACAACAGAGGAGCUGGACAGUGAAGACAGCCAGCUGCUGACAGACCUCCUAUACAAGAGUGCCAGUAUCUUCAAGGGAGCUCCACAUGAGAUUUUCUUUGAGAUCAUAGAAGACUCCUCCAUUAUCACCUGGGACUUUGACGUGAUUAAAGGUGACGUGCUCUUCAACAUCUACCACUCUAAAAGGGCCCCGAAGAGAGACACGGCCAACGGGUUCCCGUCUUUGGGGACUGUUAGUUCCCCACUGUUAGACAAGAGCUGGGUGUUGGGCCGGGACUACAGCACGGUGGAGAGCGCCCUCACCUGCACAGAGGGUGAAAGUGUUCAGGGCUCCCAUGUGGCACGCUGGCCUGGGUACUACAUUCUCCAGUGGCGCUUUCCCACCUCCCUCAGCCCCUCGUCGUCCAGCCUGCCCUCCGUGGACGACAUGCUGGCUUCGCUGCAGGUCUCUCCCCACAAGUGCAAGAUCAUGUACUACACCGAGGUGCUGGCAUCUCAAGACAUCAGGGGAUCAUUGACCAGUCUGGCCUCCAAUCAUAGCAGUUUCUCCCAGCUCAGUUCUUCCACUACUUUUUCUAUCCAAUCACAAGGCAGCUCCACUGUCUCAAGGAGCGCGCCGGCAGCCCAAGCUUUGUUGUAGGAUUGUCAAACACGCCGGCUUGGAUGUAAUCUGAUUACAAAAGUAGUAAAAUGGAACAUUCGAAUGUGUGUUGUGUUUUUGCUGGGUCAAUAAAUGCUAUGCAACAUCAAAGUUAGGACGUGGCGCGCGCAGGAGUGCUCGCACUUUUGUCACUGCUGCAGUCUUUUGAUUGUC